This is a messenger RNA of Mucor mucedo, 3255 nucleotides long. RefSeq names its product RNA helicase-domain-containing protein. The coding region runs from base 1 to 3255 and encodes 1084 amino acids. Gene Ontology annotation, cellular component: cytoplasm. The transcript is spliced from 4 exons. Gene Ontology annotation, biological process: nuclear-transcribed mRNA catabolic process, nonsense-mediated decay. The record is from RefSeq and is a predicted model, not a curated record. NCBI's taxonomy places the organism in Eukaryota, Fungi, Mucoromycota, Mucoromycetes, Mucorales, Mucoraceae. Gene Ontology annotation, molecular function: RNA binding; zinc ion binding; ATP binding.
AUGGAUCACUUUGAAGGAGCAUCGCAAGAUGACUUUACAUUUCUAGAAUAUUCUGCUGACACGCAGUCUUCGCAAUACGAGUACAGUGAUUUUACACAAACGCCCAAAGAUGACGUUGAUCCCGAUCUUUCGUUACAAUCAUUAUCUUUAGACGGACAGGCCGAUAAUGAUGAGGAUGAAAAUGCCCAAGCCAACGGCACCACCUCCUUUGUCAAUGAUUUCCAGUUUGAAGACACCGACGAUUUUGGCGAACUCAUUGUCAAACCCGACGACAAAGACUUACCUGCUCAUGCAUGCAAGUACUGCGGUAUUCAUUCCCCCGCUUCCGUUGUCAAAUGUGUGACAUGUGACCGAUGGUUCUGUAAUUCAAGAGGAAACACGUCUGGAUCUCACAUCAUUAACCAUUUGGUACGUGCCAAACACAAAGAGGUCUCCUUACACCCUGACUCUCCCCUUGGUGAUACAGUCUUGGAAUGUUACAACUGUGGUUGUCGUAACGUCUUUUUGUUGGGCUUCAUUCCUGCCAAGAGUGACACUGUCGUCGUUCUCAUUUGCAGACAACCAUGUGCUGCUGUGCCUUCUUCCAAAGACAUGAAUUGGGACACCACUCAAUGGAUGCCAUUGAUCGAUGAUCGAUGCUUUUUAACAUGGCUCGUCAAGAUCCCUUCUGACCAAGAGCAACUUCGUGCCCGUCAGAUCUCUGCUACUCAAAUCAACAAAUUGGAAGAAUUAUGGAAGGAUAAUGGUGAGGCUACGUUGGAGGAUUUAGAGAAACCAGGUGUGGAUGAUGAACCUCACCCUGUGCUGUUAAGAUAUGAAGAUGCAUAUCAAUACCAAAAUAUCUUUGGUCCUCUCGUCAUGAUGGAAGCUGAUUAUGAUAAAAAGUUGAAAGAAUCCCAGACGUGUGAUGAUAUUGUAGUGCGUUGGGAUGUAGGUUUGAAUCAAAAGAACAUUGCUUGGUUUUAUUUUCCCAAGCUGGAGUUAGGAGAGAUCAAAUUGGCUGUAGGUGAUGAACUUUGUCUUCGUUACCGUGGUGAAUUGCAUGAAGCAUGGAAUGCUGCUGGUCAUGUAAUCAAGAUUCCUAAUAAUAUGAGUGAUGAAGUCGCUCUUGAAUUAUCUCGUGCUGGUAAAGCUCCCACAGAUUGUACUCACAACUUUUCCGUUGAUUUUGUUUGGAAAUCCACCUCGUUCGAUCGUAUGCAAUCUGCCAUGAAGACCUUUGCUGUGGAUGAAACAAGUGUAAGUGGUUAUAUCUACCAUCGUCUUUUGGGACACGAUGUUGAGCCUCAAGUCCUCAAGACCCAAAUGCCUAAACGAUUUUCUGCUCCCAAUUUACCCGAAUUGAAUCAUUCUCAAGUCUAUGCUGUCAAAUCCGUACUUCAAAAGCCUCUUAGUCUUAUUCAGGGUCCUCCAGGUACUGGUAAAACAGUUACUUCUGCAUCCAUCGUCUAUCAUUUAGCAAAGAUGAAUCCCGGUCAAGUCUUGGUCUGUGCUCCAUCCAACGUCGCUGUUGAUCAACUUGCUGAAAAGAUUCAUCAAACUGGCCUUAAGGUCGUGCGUAUCACGGCUAAAUCGCGUGAAGAAUUAGACUCACCUGUUUCCUUCUUGACUUUACAUGAACAAGUACAAAAUAACGAUACUAAUGUUGAAUUACAAAAACUCAUUCAUUUGAAACGUGAUCAAGGUGAAUUGAGUGCCUAUGAUGAAAAGAAGUAUAAAUCUUUAAAGCGUGCCUGUGAAAAGGAAAUCUUGCAGAACGCUGAUGUCAUUUGUUGUACCAGUGUGGGUGCUGGUGAUCCUCGUGUUGCUAAAUUAAGAUUUCGUACAGUCUUGAUUGAUGAGGCUACCCAAGCUUCUGAACCUGAGUGUAUGAUUCCUCUUGUUUUAGGCUGUAAGCAAGCCGUUUUGGUAGGUGAUCAUCAACAAUUAGGUCCCGUCAUCAUGAACAAGAAGGCCGCUCGUGCUGGUUUAUGCCAAUCAUUGUUUGAGAGAUUGGUCAUUCUUGGUAUCCGUCCUAUUCGUCUUCAAGUCCAAUACCGUAUGCAUCCUUGUCUCUCCGAAUUCCCUAGUAAUAUGUUUUACGAAGGUACACUUCAAAACGGUAUUACCACCCAAGAACGUAUUCGUAAGAAUGUUGAUUUCCCUUGGCCUGUUCCUGAGACUCCCAUGAUGUUCUAUGUUAACUUAGGUAACGAAGAAAUCUCUACUUCUGGUACCUCAUACUUGAACAGAACAGAGGCUUCCAACUGUGAAAAGAUUGUGACACGCUUCAUGAAGUCAGGUAUCUUGCCUUCUCAAAUCGGUGUUGUUACACCUUAUGAAGGUCAACGUUCGUACAUUGUGCAAUACAUGCAAUUUAACGGAUCUUUACGUAAGGAUCUUUACAAGGAAAUUGAAGUUGCUAGUGUGGAUGCUUUCCAAGGUCGUGAAAAGGAUUAUAUCAUUCUUAGUUGUGUGCGUUCCAAUGAACAUCAAGGUAUUGGUUUCUUGAGUGAUCCUCGUCGUUUAAAUGUAGCCCUUACCCGUGCCAAAUAUGGUGUUGUGAUCCUCGGUAAUCCCAAGAUUUUGAGUAGACAUCCUUUAUGGCAUCAUUUAUUGGUGCAUUACAAGGAGAAGGGAUGUUUGGUGGAUGGAGCCUUGAAUAAUUUACGUGUUUCAAUGAUUCAAUUCAACCGACCCAGAAAGAGUUAUCGCAAGGAUGAUAAAUUCCGUCAAGGACUUGCACAUCAAGUGGAUGCACGUGAAGCGUUUGCCAGACCUCCUUUAGCCGCUGAUACACGUCGCAAGGGAUAUGGGCAAGACUUUAUGCAGACUCAUGAUCCUAUUGGUUAUAUCCCCUCUGAAGUUGGAUCACUUCCCAAUUCUCAGUUCAGUAUCCCUUUUAUUCCUUCUGCCAGUGGACCAUUUACACAAGAUCUCUCUCAAUCCAGCGUCUUUAACCGAAAGAAUAUGAGACCCGAAGGAGGAGAGGAUUCGCAACGCUAUGUACCUGGUUCUUCCACCUUUGCCAACCAUGCUAGUUGGCAACAGAUGGGUAAUAGCCAAAACUUGUAUAGCAGUCAAACCUCCAUUGGUCUAGCUCUUUCUCAAAGUGAUCGUUUACGUAUGAUGAGCGAGAUGGCUAGUCAAAACCCUAGUAUGUCUCAAGAAAGUGCUUAUCCUUACGACGAUUACAAAUCACAAGAUGUCUCGUCCAUGAUGAGUCAAGAUUUUGAUAUCCGUAGUCAAGCAAGUCAAUCCUACACCCAAUACUAA